UGGGCGGGCGCAGCUCAUUGUGCGCAGCGCUGUGCGGCGCCGCGGCCGCCUAGGCCUGGGAGGAAGUUGGCGCCGCCGCCGCCGCCGCCGCCCUCAGCCUGCUUGCUGCCUCGGCGGCGCGCCGCUCUCCCAAGAUGGCCGCUGCUGCCGGUACCGUGGGGUCGGCUGAAGGCAAGAAGAUCGCCGACCUGCGGGUCAUCGACCUCAAGUCCGAGCUGAAGCGGCGGAACUUGGACAUCAACGGAGUCAAGACUGUGCUGGUCUCCCGACUGAAGCAGGCUAUUGAAGAGGAAGGAGGCGAUCCAGAUAAUAUUGAAUUAACUGUUUCAACUGAUACUCCAAACAAGAAACCAACCAAAGGCAAAGGUAAAAAACAAGAAGCAGAUGAGUUGAGUGGAGAUGCUUCUGUGGAAGACGAUGCUUUUGUCAAGGACUGUGAAUUGGAGAAUCAAGAGGCACAUGAACAAGAUGAAAGUGACGAAAUAAAGGAUUCUGAAGAAUUUGGUGAAAAUGAAGAAGAAAAUGCGAAUUCCAAGGAGUUACUUUCUGCUGAAGAGAACAAGAGAGCUCAUGAAUUAAUAGAGGCAGAAGCAAUAGAAGAUGUAGAAAAAGAGGACAUCGAAAGUCAGGACAUUGAAGCUCAAGAAGGUGAAGAUGAUACCUUUCUAACAGCCCAAGAUGGUGAGGAAGAGGAAAAUGAGAAAGGGAACCUAGCUGAAGCUGAUCACACAGCUCACGAAGAGAUGGAAGCUAAUGCGACUGUGAAAGAAGCUGAGGAUGACAACAUCUCGGUCACAAUCCAGGCUGAAGAUGCCAUCACUCUGGAUUUUGAUGGUGAUGACCUCCUAGAAACAGGUAAAAAUGUGAAAAUUACAGAUUCUGAAGCAAGUAAGCCAAAAGAUGGGCAGGACGUCGUUGCACAGAGCCCGGAGAAGGAAACCAAGGAUUAUGAGAUGAAUGUGAACCAUAAAGAUGGUAAGAAGGAAGACUUCGUGAAGGGUGAUCCUGUCGAGAAGGAAGCCAGAGAAAGUUCUAAGAAAGCAGAAUCUGGAGACAAAGAAAAGGAUACUUUGAAGAAAGGGCCCUCGUCUACUGGGGCCUGUGGUCAAGCAAAGAGCUCUUCCAAGGAAUCUAAAGACAGCAAGACAUCAUCUAAAGAUGACAAAGGAAGUACAAGUAGUACUAGUGGUAGCAGUGGAAGCUCAACUAAAAAUAUCUGGGUUAGUGGACUUUCUUCUAAUACUAAAGCUGCUGAUUUGAAGAAUCUCUUUGGCAAAUAUGGAAAGGUGCUAAGUGCAAAGGUGGUUACAAAUGCUCGAAGUCCUGGGGCAAAAUGCUAUGGUAUUGUCACUAUGUCUUCAAGCACAGAAGUGUCCAGAUGUAUUGCACAUCUUCAUCGAAGUGAACUGCAUGGCCAGCUGAUUUCUGUGGAGAAGGUAAAAGGUGAUCCUUCUAAGAAAGAAAUGAAGAAAGAAAAUGAUGAAAAGAGUAGUUCAAGAAGUUCCGGAGAUAAAAAGAAUAUGAAUGAUAGAAGUAGCAAGACACAAACCUCUGUCAAGAAAGAAGAGAAGAGAUUAUCCGAAAAAUCUGAGAAAAAAGAAAGCAAGGAUAAUAAGAAAAUGGAAAGUAAAGAAGAGAAGAAUGAUAAUGGAACAAGUGGCCAGAUUUCAGAAUCGAGUAAAAAAAAUGAAGAAAAGAAACGAAUAAGUUCAAAGAGUCCAGGACAUAUGGUAAUACUAGACCAAACUAAAGGAGAUCAUUGCAGGCCAUCAAGAAGAGGAAGAUAUGAGAAAAUUCAUGCAAGAAGCAAGGAAAAGGAGAGAGCUAGCCUAGAUAAAAAGAGGGACAAAGACUACAGAAGGAAAGAGAUCUUGCCUUUUGAAAAGAUGAAAGAACAGAGAUUGAGAGAACAUUUAGUUCGUUUUGAAAGGCUGCGACGAGCAAUGGAACUUCGAAGACGAAGAGAGAUUGCAGAAAGAGAGCAUGGAGAGCGAGGACGAAUUAGAAUAAUUCGUGAACGGGAAGAACGGGAACGCUUACAGAGAGAGAGAGAGCGCCUAGAAAUUGAAAGGCAAAAACUAGAGAGAGAGAGAAUGGAACGCGAACGCUUGGAAAGGGAACGCAUUCGUAUUGAACAGGAACGGCGUAAGGAAGCUGAAAGGAUUGCUCGAGAACGAGAGGAACUCAGAAGGCAGCAGCAGCAGCUUCGUUAUGAACAAGAAAAAAGGAAUUCUCUGAAACGCCCACGUGAUGUAGAUCAUAGGCGAGAUGAUCCUUACUGGAGCGAGAAUAAAAAGUUGUCUCUAGAUACAGAUGCCCGAUUCAGCCACAGCUCUGACUACUCUCGUCAACAGAACAGAUUUAAUGACUUUGAUCAUCGGGAGAGGGGCAGGUUUCCUGACAGCUCAGCAGUACAGUCUUCCUCUUUUGAUAGGCGGGAACGCUUUGUUGGUCAGAGUGAAGGGAAAAAAGCACGGCCAACUGCACGAAGAGACGAUCCCAGCUUUGAGAGAUACCCCAAAAAUUUCAGUGAUUCAAGAAGAAGUGAGCCGCCUCCUCCACGAAAUGAACUUAGAGACACAGACAGAAGAGAUGUGCGAGGGGAGCGAGAGGAAAGGAGAACAGUGAUCAUGCACGACAGGCCCGACAUGGCGCACCCGAGACACCCCCGGGAGGCCGGCCCCAACCCUUCCAGACCCGCCUCCUGGAAGGGCGAAGGGAGCAUGUCUGCCGACAAGCGGGACGCAAGAGUUGAAAGGCCAGAGCGCUCUGGCAGGGACGUGUCAGGACACAGUGUGAGAGGUGCUCCGCCUGGGAGUCGAAGUAAUGCUUCUGGGUAUGGCGGCCGAGAGAGCGACAGAGGAGUCAUCUCAGACCGGGGCAGUGGAGCCCAGCACUACCCUGAAGAACGACACGUGGUUGAUCGCCAUGGACGGGACACAAGUGGACCACGGAAAGAGUGGCAUGGUCCACCUUCUCAAGGGCCUGGCUACCAUGACACGAGGCGAAUGGGUGACGGCCGGGCAGGCGCAGGCAUGAUGAGCCAGCAGCACUCGAGUAAUGCAUCUCCAAUUAAUAGAAUUGUACAGAUCGGGGGCAGUUCCAUGCCGAGAGGAAGUGGCUCUGGAUUUAAGCCAUUUAAGGGUGGACCUCCACGGCGAUUUUGAAAAUGAGCUCUCUGCCAUGGUUUCAAGAUAAUUUAUUGAAAUCUCCUAUAAACUUUAUUUGACUACUUAAGAAGAGGACCCUCUGACCUGCUUGAGAGUUCUGUCAGACUUUUUAUUUUCUUUUUUUAAAAAAUUUAACGAUUGCUUUUCUCAAUUUUAGAGAAGACGUUUAAAUAGUUACGUUGUAAUUUUUAAUAGUUUUGUGUAUCAUUCAACUUUACUUUCUUGCAGCACCAAUACACAUUUGAAAAGAUGGGAGUCAAAGCUGUUUUGUUGAAGGCUGUGUGAAUACAAGGCGUUAGUUUGCAGCUGUGUGGUAGUGGGUAAUUUGCAGCAUUGGCGCUGUGGUGCCAGGCUCUGGACAUUCUUCUUGUCACCAAGCAUUGUCGGCCUCCGUUUUGAAGGCUGUCUAAGCUUAAAAAGUCUGCUGUCUAAUUUUUAGAGAGUAAGAUUAUUCCUUGCAUUUCUGAGUAUUAUGUAACCUAUUUUUGCAGAAGGUACUGUUACAUUAAGUGCAUCUGUGUAACCUGGUUAAAAAAUGUAAUCUUUUUUGAAAUAAACCUUCAUAUUCUGUAUAGUUGCUAAAGUGUUGAGAACCUUUUUAAUUGUAAAAUGAGAACUGAUUUGCAGGUUAGCAUAGCAGCACACUUAUUCAGGUUUGCAUGGAAUGAAACCAAAUAGAUAAUGAAACCUUGGCCAUGAGGGUAACGCCGUGAGUCUCGGACUGAGCUGUUCAGGUGAGUGCACGCUUGGGUAAACUGUACUGUUGGAUGGAUGAAGCCCGUCUGCAGGAAUUGUGUGGGUAUUAAUGUUUCCAUGUUCCCAGCUAUGUUGAGAGGUGGAAAAAUCCCAGAUUCUAGAUUGGUGAAUCGGUUGGGUUUUGUAAAUACUUGUAUGUGGAAAGACAUUGUUGUCUUUUUGUGAAAAUAAAAAUCCACACCUGGA
Molecule: messenger RNA, 4112 nt
Organism: Heterocephalus glaber (naked mole-rat)
Lineage: Eukaryota; Metazoa; Chordata; Mammalia; Rodentia; Bathyergidae
Gene: Sltm
Product: SAFB like transcription modulator
Biological process (GO): regulation of mRNA processing; regulation of transcription by RNA polymerase II
Cellular component (GO): nucleus
Molecular function (GO): RNA binding; sequence-specific DNA binding
Source: RefSeq, a predicted model, not a curated record